GCUUUUCAGGAAAAUGGAUCUAUUGUCGCCAUGACUGGAGAUGGAGUAAAUGAUGCACCCGCAUUAAAAAUAGCAGAUAUAGGUAUAUCUAUGGGAAAAAGUGGUACGGACGUAUCAAGGGAAGCUGCAGAUAUAAUAUUGGUUAAUGAUAAUUUCACCACAAUAUUAGAUGCCGUGAAAGAAGCGGCAUUAACAUUAAUCACUAUGUCAACGAUAUCUGGAUUGCCUAACCCUCUGAACGCUAUGCAAAUUUUAUGGAUCAAUAUAUUAAUGGACGGCCCACCUGCACAGUCACUUGGUGUAGAGCCUGUUGAUGAAAGCGUGAUGCUACAACCACCAAGAAAGAAAGAUUCUCCAAUCUUAACAUCUGCAUUAAUAAUGCGAGUACUUACAUGUGCAGCAAUAAUUGUCGCUGGUACAUUAUUCACCUAUAUUACCGAAAUGCGUGAUGGUAUAGUUACUGCACGAGACACUACCAUGACAUUCACAUGCUUUGUAUUUUUCGACAUGUUUAACGCGCUGAGUUGUCGUUCCGAGAAAAAGUCCAUAUUUAAAUUGGGAAUAUUUUCAAAUUCGAUGUUUAAUUUAGCAGUUACAUUCUCUCUGAUUGGACAAUUAUUGGUAAUAUACGUACCAUUCUUUCAAACAAUAUUUCAAACGGAGGCACUAGGGUUUGAGGAUAUUUGUGGUCUCAUUCUCUUGACCUCAACG
Messenger RNA from Acaulospora morrowiae, 711 nucleotides. Lineage: Eukaryota; Fungi; Glomeromycota; Glomeromycetes; Diversisporales; Acaulosporaceae. The record is from the annotation of a GenBank genome assembly.